AUUAAUAAACCAAAAUAUCUGUCAACAUCACCGCAGUGUAUCACACCAGUUCUAUCACUACAAGAUGCCCGACUUGAUUGCUAAGGUUGAGGGCAAAGAAGAUAGAAUCAAGAGUUAUAGUCAAUAUGGUUGACAUUGAAAAGGCCCUAAAUCAGCUUCCAACCUAUCUCACCAAAUAUUUUGGUUGUAAGCUGGGAACACAGAUCCAAUUUGAUGUUAAGAAUGACUAUUACAUUAUCAAUGGAUCUCAGAAACAAAGAAGCUGCAAGACAUGUUGGACAGAUUCAUUAAAAAAAAAAAAAAUGUUCUUCUGUCCUGAGUGUAAGAAUCCUGAAACAGACCUGCAUGUCAAUCCAAAAAAGCAAACAAUAGGUAAUUCUUGUAAAGCCUGUGGGUACUGGGGCAGGCUUGACAAACAUCAUAAACCCUAUACAAUCAUUCUCAAAAACCCUCCUGAGAAUAAUGACAUUGAUAUAGAAAAGAAAAAAAUGGAAAAGAAAAAUAGAAAAGGCAAGGACAAGGAAAAUGGCUCUGUAUCAACCAGCAAGACACCACCACCUACACCACCAAAUGAAAUUAGUACUCCACAUGCUGUGGAAGAAGAGGAAGAUGAUGAUUGGGGGAGGAUACAACUGAGAAAGCUCAAAGACACAGAAUGGAUGAAAUCAGUGAUCAGGCGGAAGGUCUGAUAUCUAUCGAUGAUCUGGAAAAAGCUGUAGAAGAGCGUGUUAACAUCCUGUUUGAUUCUGUAAAGCAGAGAGAGAGA
Rattus norvegicus (Norway rat) is the source of this 766-nucleotide messenger RNA. The record is from RefSeq and is a predicted model, not a curated record. Lineage: Eukaryota; Metazoa; Chordata; Mammalia; Rodentia; Muridae.